Echinops telfairi (small Madagascar hedgehog) is the source of this 1080-nucleotide messenger RNA. It is a transcript of the gene ISL2, whose product is annotated as ISL LIM homeobox 2. Gene Ontology annotation, biological process: neuron fate specification; positive regulation of transcription by RNA polymerase II; axonogenesis. Gene Ontology annotation, cellular component: nucleus. Lineage: Eukaryota; Metazoa; Chordata; Mammalia; Afrosoricida; Tenrecidae. The record is from RefSeq and is a predicted model, not a curated record. The transcript has 6 exons. Gene Ontology annotation, molecular function: cis-regulatory region sequence-specific DNA binding; DNA-binding transcription factor activity, RNA polymerase II-specific. Bases 1 to 1080 code for a protein of 359 amino acids.
AUGGUGGAUAUUAUUUUUCCUUAUCCUUUUCUGGGUGCUAUGGGGGAUCAUUCCAAGAAGAAGCCCGGGACGGCCAUGUGCGUGGGCUGCGGGAGUCAGAUCCACGACCAGUUUAUCCUGCGGGUGUCGCCCGACCUCGAGUGGCAUGCCGCCUGCCUCAAGUGCGCCGAGUGCAGCCAGUACCUGGACGAGACAUGCACGUGCUUCGUGAGAGACGGGAAGACCUACUGCAAGCGCGACUACGUCAGGCUGUUCGGCAUCAAGUGCGCAAAGUGCCAGGUGGGCUUCAGCAGCAGCGACCUGGUGAUGCGGGCGCGGGACAGCGUGUACCACAUCGAGUGCUUCCGCUGCUCUGUGUGCAGUCGCCAGCUGUUGCCCGGCGACGAGUUCUCGCUGCGGGAGCAUGAGCUGCUUUGCCGAGCGGACCACGGCCUCCUGCUGGAGCGCGCAGCGGCCGGCAGCCCGCGCAGCCCUGGCCCGCUCCCGGGCGCCCGCGGCCUGCAUCUGCCAGACCCCGGGGCGGGCCGGCAGCCCUCGCUGCGCCCGCACGUGCACAAGCAGACGGAGAAGACGACCCGCGUCCGCACGGUGCUCAACGAGAAGCAGCUGCACACCCUGCGAACGUGCUACGCGGCCAACCCGCGGCCCGACGCGCUCAUGAAGGAGCAGCUGGUGGAGAUGACCGGCCUGAGCCCGAGGGUCAUCCGCGUCUGGUUCCAGAAUAAGCGCUGCAAGGACAAGAAGAAAUCCAUCCUCAUGAAGCAGCUGCAGCAGCAGCAGCACAGCGACAAGACGAGUCUUCAGGGACUGACUGGGACGCCGCUGGUGGCUGGCAGCCCCAUCCACCACGAGAGCGCAGUGCAGGGCAGCGCAGUCGAGGUGCAGACGUACCAGCCGCCGUGGAAAGCGCUCAGCGAAUUCGCCCUCCAGAGUGACCUGGACCAGCCGGCUUUCCAGCAGCUGGUCUCCUUCUCCGAGUCCGGCUCCCUGGGCAACUCCUCCGGCAGUGACGUGACCUCCUUGUCCUCGCAGCUCCCCGACACCCCUAACAGCAUGGUGCCAAGUCCUGUGGAGACGUGA